Argentina anserina (silverweed cinquefoil) is the source of this 1328-nucleotide messenger RNA. RefSeq names its product protein NCA1. Lineage: Eukaryota; Viridiplantae; Streptophyta; Magnoliopsida; Rosales; Rosaceae. Gene Ontology annotation, biological process: protein ubiquitination. Gene Ontology annotation, molecular function: ubiquitin protein ligase activity; protein binding. The coding region runs from base 1 to 1053 and encodes 350 amino acids. The transcript is spliced from 7 exons. The record is from RefSeq and is a predicted model, not a curated record.
AUGAGACCGGUGUGUCCGUUCGUGAAAGCCGCUCGACCGUCGGAGCCAAUCAAGAAAGACAAAGACUCGUCGCCGUCGCCGUCGCCAUCGCCGUCGCCGUCGCCAUCGCCGUCGCCGGCCACGGUCUCCCCAAAAUGCCCCAUGGGCUACGACUCUCAGACCUUCAAGCUGGGCCCACUCAGCUGCAUGAUAUGCCACGCCCUCCUCUUCGACUCCGCUAACUGCGUCCCUUGCUCUCAUUCCUUCUGCAAAGUCUGUGUGUCGAGGUUUAAAGACUGCCCGCUGUGCGGAGCCGACAUAGAGAAGACGGAGGCGAAUCCAGAGCUGCAGGGAUUGGUGGAUCGGUUCAUUGAGGGGCACGCGAGGAUCACGAGGUCUCAUAAUGCGGAGGAGGAGAAGAGUGAGAGAGUGAUUUAUGAAGACGUGUCUUUGGAGAGAGGUGCUUUCUUGGUCCAGCAAGCCAUGAGGGCAUUCCGGUCCCAGAAUAUAGAGAGUGCGAAAUCGAGGCUGAGUCUCUGUGCACAAGACAUCAGGGGUCAGUUGGAGACCAUGGGGAAUACUUCGGAGUUGUAUUCUCAGCUGGGAGCCGUUCUAGGAAUGCUUGGCGACUGCUGUCGAGCAACAGGAGAGUCUAGUUCUGCAGUCACUUAUUUUGAAGAGAGCGUUGAAUUUCUUUCAAAAAUGCCAGGAAAUGAUCAGGAGGUAACUCAUACACUUUCUAUCUCUCUUAAUAAAAUUGGAGAUCUUAAAUACUAUGAUGGUGACCUGCAAGCUGCAAGAUCUUUCUACUUCAAGUCGUUGGAUGUUCGGCGUGAUGCGGUUAAACGAGAUCCGAAUGUUCCAUCUCAGAUUCUGGAUCUGGCUGUUUCUUUUGCGAAAGUUGCAGAUGCUGACAGAAGUCUUGGGAAUGAGGAUGUGGCAAUUAGUGAGUUUCAAGAAGGAAUCAAAUUGUUGGAAACUUUGACAUUAAAUUCUGCAGACACUGGUCUUGAGCAACGGCGGCUUUCAGUGUUGGAGUUCCUUAAGAACCAAGUUGUGGAGAAACAAAAGUGAUACAAUAUCUGACUAAAGGUCUCCACCAGUCGAGAACCAGAGGGAUAUAGUUCAAUAAAUUAGCUUUGCUUUAGUAAUAAGCUCAGUUGAUACUCGGAUAUCAUGGUCAAUCUGAGAACAUAUUCUGUUGUGAGGGAUGGAGAAUGAGGUACUGGGUGCCUGUGGCUCCCAUAUCUUUAAAGGAUUGAUGCUUCCUAAUCGUCACUCAGCAUCACUCAGUUGUAUAUAAAAGCAUCGUCCCCGAUAUUAAUAGCAAGGGAAUUUCCAUUUUCUGU